Molecule: messenger RNA, 1476 nt
Organism: Grus americana (Whooping crane)
Lineage: Eukaryota; Metazoa; Chordata; Aves; Gruiformes; Gruidae
Gene: ENDOG
Product: endonuclease G
Exons: 3
Coding region: 156-1052 (298 amino acids)
Biological process (GO): apoptotic DNA fragmentation
Cellular component (GO): nucleus; mitochondrial inner membrane
Molecular function (GO): single-stranded DNA endonuclease activity; RNA endonuclease activity; nucleic acid binding
Source: RefSeq, a predicted model, not a curated record
UCUGUCGUCGCCGCCGCCGGGUUCCGCGGGAUCGCUGCGCGCAACGGCGCCCUCUCGCUCUUAAAGGGGCGACGGUCCGGCAAGUGGCUCAGACUGCUCCCGGAAAGCCACGGCCCGUUUAAGCGGCGGCCGUUCCCGCGGCGCACCGCACGGCCAUGCUGCGGGGCCGGUGGCUGCUGCCCGGCGCUUCGCUGGCCCUGGGCGCGGGGCUGGGGGCGGCCCUCACCGCCCGCCGCCGGGCCCAGGACGAUGCGGAGGGGCUGCUGGGCCGCCUGCCCGUGGUGCCCGCCGUGGCGGCGGCGGCGGCCGGUCCGCCGGCUCUCCCGGGCUCGGGACGGGCCGAGCUGACCAAGUACGGGCUGCCGGGGCUGGCGCAGCUGCGGAGCCGCGAGUCCUACGUGCUGUGCUACGACCCGCGGAGCCGCAGCGCGCUCUGGGUCAUCGAGCAGCUCAACCGGGAGACGCUCAGCGGUACCUCCGACCGCGCCGCCUGCGAUUUCCAGGAGGACGACUCGGUACACGAGUACCACCGCGCCACCAACGCCGAUUACCGCGGCAGCGGCUUCGACCGCGGGCACCUGGCCGCCGCCGCCAACCACAAGUGGAGCCAGAAAGCCAUGCGGGACACCUUCUACCUCAGCAACAUCGCCCCGCAGGAUCCGCAUUUAAACCAGAAUGCCUGGAAUAACCUUGAGAAGUACAGCAGAAGCUUGGCAAAGAACAACAAGAACGUCUAUGUCUGCACAGGACCCCUUUACCUGCCCAGGAUGGAGGCCGAUGGGAAGAUGUAUGUCAAGUACCAGGUCAUCGGGAAGAACAAUGUGGCCGUCCCCACCCAUUUCUUCAAGGUGCUCAUCUUGGAAAAGGAGAGCGGGGAGAUUGAGCUGCGCUCCUACGUGAUGCCCAACAGCCCUGUGGAUGAGAAAAUCCCCCUGGAACGGUUCCUGGUUCCCAUUGAGAGCAUUGAGCGAGCCUCGGGGCUCCUCUUUGUCCCAAACAUCUUGAAGAGAACAAGUAACUUGAAAGCCAUCACAGCUGGAAACAAGCGUUGAACCCUGCUAAACAAAUCCAGGUAUCCCCUGCAAAGGGACUGACAGAGUUAUAGUUCCUUGUGCAAUUUUAAAUGUGGGAAAUAAGAAUCAAACCAAUGCUUCUCUUCCCCCUUCCCCUCAUUUGGUGUGACAGGGAAACACAUGCCCACAGGUCUCAAGGGCAGGUCCUGCAGAAGGCUCCCAGGUGCUUGAUGUUGCAGCAGGUCUCUAGAAUCUGCCCCUAAUCCACAGUAUAGAGCAUACCCCACACACAAAGGGAGCAUUAAGCCAUAAGGGGAAGUUACUUGAUUUCUGCUAUUUAGCAGGGAAGGACGGGAGCAAGAUGGGUGCAGGGGGAGGAGAGGUUCCCAUCUUUCUGUGGCUAAGGGAUUGUAUGAUUGUUUUCUUUCAGAUGGUUUUAGCAGUAAAGCUUUGAAAACCCACA